This is a messenger RNA of Electrophorus electricus (electric eel), 3183 nucleotides long. It is a transcript of the gene hykk.2, whose product is annotated as hydroxylysine kinase, tandem duplicate 2. The record is from RefSeq and is a predicted model, not a curated record. Gene Ontology annotation, molecular function: amino acid kinase activity. NCBI's taxonomy places the organism in Eukaryota, Metazoa, Chordata, Actinopteri, Gymnotiformes, Gymnotidae.
UUUUUUUUAAAUUUUUUUUUUUUUUUGAGUGAGUCAUGCUGUUGUUCGUUGUGAAUAAUCCAUACAAGUCCUUAAACUUCAAGCAUCCAGCAAUGACUCACUGACUAGGUCUCCUUCAUUCCAUCUAACCCAACGCAGUGCCGAGAGAGAUUUGCGUAAUACGAGCCAGAAUUAAGGAAGAUCGUGCACAAGAAGUGAUGAGAGAAUUCUCUCACGUGACACCCUGUACAAUAUAUGUCUUUAAAAGAGUCCAAGCCGAAUCUCAGCCAUUCCCAGGUUACUGGGAUAGUUGAACGAGUUUUUGGCCUCACUCCAGCAAGCAUCAGAUUGCUGCCCAGUUAUGAUGAUCAGAACAUUGCUGUGACCACAGUAGAGGGGGGCGAGUAUGUAGUAAAGGUAAUGAACUCUGCAGACAGCCAGAAUCUCAGUGUCCUGGAAUUGCAGACCGACAUCAUGAACUUCUUACAGCAAAGAGAUCUUCCUGUUCAGAAAGUUCUUCCCACCCUCACAGGACAGCUGAUGAGCUUAGAAGAGAUUGACUGUGGCUUUGGUAUGCAGAAGUACAUGGUGCGACUAAUGACCUACCUGCCAGGCACUGUGUUAGCCAAGAUCACCUGCACACCACAGAUCCUAUAUGAAGCUGGAAAAAUGGCUGCCAUAAUAGACAAGGUUUUACUGCAGAUGGAGCAUCCAAAUCUUGGGGCUCUUCAGAGGAAAAACUUCAUAUGGAGUCUAGCCAGUGUUCCUCUAUUAAAGCAGUACCUUGCUGUGGUUGAUGGAGACCCCAUGCAGCAUGUUGUGAAGGGAGUUAUUGAACAGUACCAAAUCCAAGUGACACCCAAUCUGAGCUCUUUCCGCAAGUGUAUAAACCAUGGCGAUUUCAAUGAUCACAAUGUUCUAGUUGAGCCAGAUGACUCAUCAAACUAUAAGAUCACUGGUAUCCUGGACUUUGGGGAUAUGAGCACUGGGUACUUUGUAUUUGAGCUUGCAAUCACUAUAACCUAUAUGAUGAUUGAAAAUGCCAAUCCUUUAGAUGUUGGCAGGCCUGUGAUAGCAGGCUGGGAGAGUGUCAUUCCUCUGAAUGAGGCUGAGAAAGAUGCACUGUAUGUGCUGGUGUUGAGUCGUUUAUGCCAGUCCUUGGUCCUGGCUCGCCAUGCUGUUCUUCAGCAACCAGAGAAUGAAGAGUAUCUCAUGAUCACAGCUAAGACAGGUGUACACCUCCUCUUCUUCCUCUGGCAGAAGGGGAAAGAGGAAGUGAUGAAAAUCUGGUUCCAGAGUGCUGCAGAACAUUCUCAAAGUUGUCAAGGAGCAGAAACAAAAUAAUAUAAGCAUGAGAAAUGUAGUGCAGUGUGGCAGUAGUUCCACUAAAGGUGGUCUUUGGGGUAUUUAAACAAGGGCUGUCAAAUGAUCUGUAUUAUGUGGCGAAAGGAUUCCACAGACAGAGAGCUUAUGGCAGGGGUCAGUGUAAUCUUUUAUUUUCUUAGUCGUAGAUUAGAUAGAUUUGAAGCUGUUGCCUGAAAUUUAAGCUCUGAAAUCAACUGGGCCUUCUGAAAACUGGUAAUGAAGGCAAAAUGAGAUUGAAGUUUAGUUAUAUAAUUUUUAUAGUUAUAUAUUGCUAAGGAGGUUUUAACUUUCAGAAAAUUAAUCUUCUACAGUAAUAAUAUUGUAUUGUUGGCCCGAGUGCCGAUGGGUGUGGAGCAGGACGCACAGACUCACUUGACUUAGUGAACCAUUUAAUGACAUAAAACAUGAAUGACAAUGAUUGCACUCACACAUAGGGACAAUGGUUAACAUGAAUAUACAAACAGUUUAAACACUAACAGUGACAUAAGUAAUGACAACGAUAAUGGUAAACAACAUCGAUACUAACACUAAGCGUUCCAUGGAAAUGGAAAAUGGGGGAGCGUUCCAUGAAAAUUUUCAUAUCUGAAAAGAUACUUAUUUUGAUUAGCACUAAUAUGAAAUAAUCAAAUGCACUGUAAGGUGAUGUUGUUGUAUUUUAUUUGCCCCUACCCAACUUGGAGCCAGUGAUUGAAAUAGGUAAGGAUGAUGGUUUAAUGUGUAUAAAAUAUAAUUCAUUUAUCCAACUCCCAAUUUAUAAUUAAAAAUAUGUUGGGAACAAAGUAUAUUGCAUAGCCCAGCAUAAGUUAUGAGAAUAUGCAUAGCCAACUUUUAUACAUUUUUAAUGCUGAAACAGCCUGCUUUGCCAAAGGUUUACCAUUGAGAUAUGGCUGUCAAACCUCUUAACUUUAGUUGGUUCUUCACUCUAGUGUGUGCUUAAGCACAUUUGUGUUAUACUAUCUGAAGAGUUGAGUUUCACUUGAGUUUCACACUUGUUUUUAGCAUUCUGCAAGCCAAUUAGUUACACAUUACAACAGAAUUGCAGCAUACAAAAUACUACCUGAAUGUUGCCUCAUAGAUCGGCACAGUGAGAGAGAAACAAAGGGAGAACAAAACCAGGGGAGAGAUUUCUCCAAACUCAGUUCACCAGCUCUGCCCCAGCUCCAUUCCAUCUCUCCUCCUGUAAUCCUCUCUGACCCAGACUUCUUUCAUUCUUAUCUUUUAACAAGAAGAGGGUUUGCCACCAAUGAAAAAGUAAAUGCAACCACAAAUUGGUAUUCCUUUCCACAGGAAACAGCCUCAAGAACUGAAACCUGUUACAACAUUGAUUUUGUCCUAAAUAACAGCUGACCAUUUGUGCUGGGAUAGUGCAAAAGUGACUAUUGUGACAUGACCACCUUUAUCUCUGAGACCACAGAUGUACACAGCAGUGGGGGUAGAUGAGAACAAGACAUCAUAAAACAGAAAGAUCAUACAGCAUAUAAGUAAUGAUGCACAUUGCAUUUUCUGUAGCUCUUGAGGACCUGCCCUACUCUGUGGAGGUACUUUGAUAAUGCUUUUCUAGCCUGAGUGAUAUUCCAAUGCCCUUGUUGUAGGUAGUUUUCUUAUAUAUCCUAAAACUGCAAGAGUGUUCCAGAGAAUAUUAGGAACACAAUCCCUAUGUGUAUUUUUAAAUUCAGAUUAACACUUUACUUGUUAUGGCCAUCUUACAUUACAUCUUACAUUACACAAAAUUGAAACUUUAAUGUUUUAUCUUUCAUAUAUGUAAUGUUCCAUCUUUCUAUUGUAAAGUGUGAUAUAAAUAAGUUGUCAUAUAUAAAUAAAUAAUAGUAAUUAUUUUUG